Messenger RNA from Malus domestica (apple), 1201 nucleotides. RefSeq names its product fruit protein pKIWI502-like. The record is from RefSeq and is a predicted model, not a curated record. Gene Ontology annotation, molecular function: oxidoreductase activity. NCBI's taxonomy places the organism in Eukaryota, Viridiplantae, Streptophyta, Magnoliopsida, Rosales, Rosaceae.
CUCCCAAUUACCAGUCUACCCUCAAUCCCUUCCUCGAGUCUUCGAGACGAUUGACUCUUGAUUCCUCACCAGCUUUGGCGCCGGCAUUGUACGGACCCGGCCACAACAUAAAAUCCUCGCACACCCGAAUCCCACAGCCAUGUCACUUGCAAUCUUCCAACCCGCAUCGGUGCCCCUCCGCUCCCAUGCGCACCUUAGCUCCCCCCUCCCUCCCAUGUCUAUCCUACGCCGCCUCAACCCCCACCACCUAAAACUUCGCCGCCACCGCUUCGCCAGCGUUGCCGCAGCCGUACGCCAAGACACCGCUCUCUGGUCCCCGGCCCCUCUCUCCGAGAUAGAACCGGCAGCAGAGUCGCUCUUCCACGUCCGCGUCGACCUGUCCGACGCCCCCGACCUCGCUUCGUCCCACACGCGAGCCGGCCAGUACCUCCAGCUUCGGGUCCCUGACGAAUCGAAGCCCUCGUUUCUGGCCAUCGCGUCGCCUCCAUCGUUGGCGUCCGCAAAAGGCGUGUUUGAGUUUUUGGUGAAGAGCGUGGCAGGGUCCACGGCGGAGCUUCUGUGCAGGCUCAAGAGAGGGGACGUGGUGGAGCUCAGCCAGGUUAUGGGGAAAGGCUUCGACAUUGAUCGGAUCGAACCGCCGGAGAAUUACCCUACGGUUCUCAUAUUCGCCACAGGAUCUGGAAUCAGUCCAAUCCGGUCUCUGGUCGAAUCGGGGUUUAGCGCCGAUAAGAGAUCCGCUGUGAAGCUCUUUUAUGGCGCUAGAAACCUUGACAGAAUGGCGUAUCAGGAUAGAUUUAAGGACUGGGAAUCUUCAGGUGUUGAGAUUGUGCCGGUAUUAUCACAACCACAUGGCGGUUGGACGGGACAGAGUGGUUAUGUGCAGGCUGCUUUUUCCAGAGCCAAGCAAAUUUAUAAUCCUCUCUCCACAGCUGCUGUGUUAUGCGGGCAGAAGCAAAUGACUGAGGAGGUUACCUCAAUUCUUGUAGCAGACGGUGUAUCAACUGAAAACAUACUGAAGAAUUUCUAACUAACCUAUCAUAGUAAAAUUGUUGUAUCGUUAUUGAGUGACACUACCGAUUUGUUCCCCACGGCUGAGGAUACAUUUUCCCAGCUUGGAAAAAAGAAAAUAAAAACAAUUUUGGGAGAUUCUGACUUGUAAGCAUCUUAUGCGGUUUUGUAUGUUAAAUUUGGUUUGAGAUCA